This is a messenger RNA of Anopheles merus, 1597 nucleotides long. RefSeq lists its product as uncharacterized. The record is from RefSeq and is a predicted model, not a curated record. NCBI's taxonomy places the organism in Eukaryota, Metazoa, Arthropoda, Insecta, Diptera, Culicidae. The coding region runs from base 283 to 1431 and encodes 382 amino acids. The transcript has 3 exons.
AAACAACUCAUCUGCCGCAACGGUCGCAAUUUCUCCGCACCGAUUGUGUUACAUUUUUUUGUUGCACUCUGUACAUUCAUUACAUUUUCCGUUUCCUUCUGUAAGCCGUAGCCCCUGUUAAGUGCCAUUUAGUUGUUGUCCAUGUGCUUUGUUCUGUACUAUACGGAUUAGUUAAAUUAUCGUGACUUACUUUGAAUCUUUUUUUGGGUUUGCCGUUUCGGUUUCGUGUGCAAUUCAGUACCGCAUUUUGUAGCUGUGUAGUGAGUGUGUGUAAAAUAAACAAUGUCAAAACCGAACGUUCUAGUCCUUGGAGGAUGCGGAUUUAUUGGACGGCAUCUAGUGGAUCAUCUGGUUGCGAAUGAUCUAGCGGGACGCAUUAAAGUGGUCGAUAAGACACCGCCACUAAUGGCGUGGCUUAACAGCAGACACACGCAAGCAUUCGCGGACGCACGGGUCGAGUUUGCGAGUGCCAAUUUGAUCAAUCCAACCUCGUGCCAAAAUGCGUUCCGAAUGGAGGAGGAAGGAGGAGAGAAGGAGGAGGAGAAACAGGAGCAAACGGUCGGAGGAUGUUGGGACUAUGUGAUAAACUGUGCGGCCGAAACGAAACCCGGCCAAACGGAUCCCGUCUACCAGGAGGGCAUACUGAAGCUAAGCUUAAACUGUGCAACAGAGGCUGUGAAGUGUAAGGCUAAGCGCUACCUUGAACUGAGUACUGGCAGUAUGUGCUCCGACGAGAAGGUGCCGCAAAAGGAGGACUGCCCCAUCGAGCCCUGGACGAUGGUGGGCAAGUACAAGGCGAAGGUCGAGCAGGAGCUUAUCGCCAUAAAGGAUUUGCCUUACACCAUAUUGAGACUGCCGAUAUGCUAUGGCGUAGGAGACCGGAAAGGGCUGACACCGCGUAUUAUUAUAGCAGGGAUUUACAAGCAUCUCGGGGAAACGAUGAAGCUACUCUGGACCGGCACGAUGAAGAUGAACGUGGUGCACGUAGAGGACGUGUGUGGCAGCAUUUGGGAGUUGCUGCAAACCGAUCGCACGCUGCACGAAACGAUCAACGUGUGCGAUGACAGUGACGCUACCCAGGGACUGAUCAGCGAGCUGCUAGCCGAGAUGUUCGGCAUCAAGAUCGAUUACUGGGGCGUUACGAUGUCCAAUAUGACGAAGCUCGAUAUGGCGGGUGCUAUCGAGGAGAUUAACGACCGUCACCUUGGACCGUGGGCCGAGCUGUGCCAGCGGGACGGUGUGCAAAAUACACCGCUCACGCCGUACAUGGACCAGGAGCUGCUCUUUCAGAAGCAUCUGCAUCUGAGCAACGAGAAGCUUAAAUCGUACGGGUACAAGCUGCGCCGUCCCCGGAUCACGAGGGAACUGCUAGAGGAGAUAGUGCAGGAUUUCAUCGAUAUGGGCCAUUUUCCGCGUACCUUGCUAGGCUGAGGCGUAUUUACUAUUCGUUUGCAGUAGUUCCACUAGCGCUUGGCCAGCGCAUCCAUUAUAUACGUAUUCUUAUCUGUUAUACAUACACUAGUACGAUCUCGUGGUGGAUUUGGCUUCACGUCCAAACAAAGCAGCAUUCAGAAUCCUACGAAAGAGAAAGGUAGGA